AUGCCUGUACCCACUACCCACCCCACCUCAGCUCUACCCAGCCCUGUACCCCCUCCUUCCUCUGCCCUCACCAGGGUUUGUGCCCAGUGCCCACCCUUCAGCCACUCUGCUCGGUCCACCCCCAAUCUACCAUUGAGCAUCCGCUCCCAAUCUCCAAGAAAUAGGAGACAACCAUGUGUGUGUGUGUGUGUGUGUGUGUGUGUGUGUGUCCUCACUGUGCCCUGCUGUUAUCCUGGUGGGGCAGGAUGGGGUCGAUUAGGGAAACCCAAUCUGGUGGGAGCAGUUUGGUAGUGAGGGAUAAAAGGGGGGACAGAGAGAUGAAUAGAAAGGAAAGUGUUUCACUUCGUCCACUGAGCCACUCAGACAGAAGGGGAGUGUUUGGGUGGACUACUGUAUACUGCUACAGUGCAGUUCAACCAAGGUACAUGAACAAACUGGAUCUUGCAAGCACCUGGAUGUGGGUGGGAUGGGGUUGUGGUGGGGUAGGGUUCAAUGUGUUUUUGUGGAGUGUUUAAGUCUAGAUUUGGCAAAAAUUCAUAGUGUGUAAAAUAUACCCUGAGGUCAACAUUUUGACUACCUUUGAGUGUAAAGACAUCAAGACCUGGUUUGUGCAUGCAUACACCAAAAACGGUGUAAUCACCCAAUGUGGGAUUUGCUGUUUGGUUAGAACCACAAGAAAACAAAACCUCUUUUGAUUGACUGACUGAAUGAACUCCUCCUCUCUCAGUCAGUACACACACAGAGACACACACAUAAAUAUAUUUGAGUCAAGCAGAGAAAGAUGCACAUCAGCCAACAUCUAUGGCUUUUGUGUUUCUUAUACAUAGGAACAUCAGCUCAAGACUCACUCAAACUGCACUUGAACUUGUUGUCGCUCCAGAUUUCAGCUCCGCCCCGAAACUGAUGUCACGUAGGUGAAUCCACAAGUUCAGGUGCGUCUCUGCGAGUGCUCAGAGCACAUCAGUUCAAUUCAGCCGUAAAUCAAUGGUCUGCGUCUCACCUUAGACUGUCUCUCCCUGGAACUCUGUUUGAUCUGACCAUGGCAGAGUGAACCAAGUAGAAGAACUUCAUGGAGGUUCCCUGAAACACAGGAGAAAAGGUGAGGAAGACAGGUUGGUGUGUUUUUCUGUUCUCUUUCAGCUAAGUGACUUCUUUUUCUCUAUUUAUUUAAUUAGAUGGAAAAUUAAAAACAAUUUGGAGAUGUUAUGUAAAAAGUAUUUUUGUUAUUACAUGAUGGAAGUAUUGUGGAGUUGAAAAUAAUAAUUUCAUCGUGCAUGAUGUAUUGACUUUACUUAUUAUAAUAAUAAUCAUAAUCAUAAUAAUAAUAGAUUUAUUUUAUAUAGCGCUUUUCAUUACACAUUGAAUCUCAAAAUCACUUUAAAAACAACUUAUGAAGUGAAUAAAAAAAUAACACUUCAACUUCAGCCAUAUUGAUAUUGUAUUAUUAUAACAUGUAAAGCCCAUUGAUGUGACUAUUGGGUGUCUUCGAGAGGUGAAUGUAACGUGUAGUCAUAAUGCAGUUAUAAAAACGAAGUAUGGCUGUGUAGAGCAGCUGUACACUCUUAGGGAAAAAAAGGUGCUAUCUAGAACCUAAAAGGGUUCUUCGGCUGUCCCUACAAGAGAACCCUUUGUAGAACCCUUUUUGGUACUAGGUAGAACCCUUUUGGUUCCAGAUAGAACCCUUUUGGGUUCCAUGAAGAACCCCAGAGUUCUACAUGGAACCCAAAAGGGUUCGUCCUGAAACCAAAAAGGGUUCUCCUACGAGGAUAGCCAAAGAACCCUGUUUUUUUCUAAGAGUGUAGCACAGUAGAAGUGUGGGAUGGAUCAAUAGUUCAUUACAAUAUUGGCACUGCUCUAGCCAAGCAACUGUAUUCAGUGCUCUCUCUCUCUCUCUCUCUCUCUCUCUCUCUCUCUCUCUCUCUCUCUCUCUCUCUCUCUCUCUCUCUCUCUCUCUCCUCCUCCUCUCAUCUCUAUACUUCCUCUUCUCAUCUCAUUCUUUUUCUCCUCCCUCUCUAUUUAAUUUUUUACCUCAACUUUCACCCCCUUUCUCCUCUCCUCUCUCCCCAGUAGAGUGGAUUGUUCCUGGGCAGCAGAGGAUCGAUGAGCUGGGGGACCCUGUACCUAAUGUUCUCCUAUCUCCUCCUUCCUCUCUCUUCCCUCCAACUCUCCCUUCUUUGAUCCAGACCUCACCCCCUCUCUCCUCUGGUCUCUCCCCAGGGUAGAGGUGUGUGUUCUGGGCCAGAGGAGCAGGAGAGAUGACCUGGGGAACCCUGUACACCCAGCUGGCUGGUGUGAACCGCCACUCCACCAGCCUGGGGAAGGUGUGGCUGUCUGUCCUCUUCAUCUUCCGGGUCACCGUGCUGGUCCUGGCGGCCGAGAGCGUCUGGGGGGACGAACAGAGCGACUUUGUCUGCAACACCCUGCAGCCGGGCUGCGAGAACGUCUGCUAUGACCACUUCUUCCCCGUGUCCCACAUCCGGCUCUGGUGCCUGCAGCUUGUCUUCGUCUCCACGCCCGCUCUCCUCGUCGCCAUGUACGUGGCCUACCGUAAUCACGGCGACAAACGGCAGGUCCUGCAGCAGGGUUCAGUCGGGGGGCGUUGCCGCAGCGACAAGGCCCAGGCAGCCCAGGAGGCGGAGCUAGAGAGCCUAAGGAGGCGGAGGCUGCCGAUCGCCGGGCCACUGUGGUGGACAUACGCCUGUAGUCUGGUCUUCCGCCUGCUGUUCGAGGGAGGCUUCAUGUACGUACUGUGUUAGCCCACUGAGCAAAGCCUAACAAGUCUUUAAUUCAGGCAGACAGGUUAUUUGAGUGUAGCUCAAUGAACCAUCUCCAUUACAUACAAACACUUAAGAAUAAGAUGUAGAUACACUUCCUCAAGAUUCAUGACAUCACCAUGUACAGAUGUAGGAUCUUAAUUUGAUCACCCUGUUGCAGGAGAAUGUUCACGCAAUGCAGGAAAUGUAAAACUUGUAGUGUAUUUGAGGUUUAAAAAGGCUUCUGAAGUUUGAAAGUUCCACUUUGAAAUGUCAGACUUGAUUUGCCCUAAUGAAAAAUAUAUCAACCCCUACAAAAAUGUCCAUUAAUAAUAAUCUGCAUAAUAAUUCACAUUUCCUGUUGCUGCAGGAUUAUUUUCCUGCUGUUGCAUUUAUCUUCACCUUCGUUCUCCAGGUAUGCGCUAUACGUGUUGUACGACGGCUUCCAGAUGCCCAGGCUGGUCCAGUGUGACCAGUGGCCCUGUCCCAACCUGGUGGACUGCUUUGUCUCCCGCCCCACAGAAAAAACCAUCUUCACCGUCUUCAUGGCCACCUCCUCCUGCGUCUGUAUGGCACUCAACAUGGCCGAACUGGCCUACCUGGUCGCCAAGGCCAUCGCUCGAUGCCUGUCGUCACGACGCAGAGGGGGGAAACAGAAAGGGAAGGGUGCAAACUGUUCCUCAACAUCCUCCAAAGACAAGAAUGAGAAGUUGUUGCCGUCCUCUUCGUCUGGGUCCACCUGCAGCAAGGCGGUGUGAGGACAGGGGAGCUAUAGACAUAGUGUACAUAUACACACGCAGACAUGCAAAACAUAAGUAGCCUAUAGUACACACACACACCGAAUCACAAAUAUCUGUAAAUACUGUGUAGUCCACUCCAGACAUGCACAGAAGCUCUCCUUCCCUGCUUCAGUCACUGGAGUAACUACGCCAUCUAGUGGCCAAUAUUCACACACGCCCACUGACCCCUCACAGGCAAAGACAUAGGCCUACAAACAGACAGACAGACAGACAGACAGUUUGUAUAGCUCCUAUGGAAUUGUGAUGUUGGUAAUGAAGAGAUAACAUUGUAAAUAUACUGACAAUGGAAUUCGCAGAAUCACAGUAGAGUACUAUGAGUAAAUGCUUAUGCAAUGACCUACAGAGGAUGUGUGUGUUUUAAAAACUCCUGAAAUAAAAUGAUUCUAUAUUUUAUAUACUGUGUGAUCAUUGAGACACAUUUGAGCAAAGCUGCAUUUCACAAUAUGGGUGAUGGUGGGUGUUCAGAUAAUGAUUGUCAAUCAUGUGGUUGUGUUAGUGGGCCUGAGGAAGCACAUCCCAGCACUUAAUCAUGAGAUUUUCAGAUAGCACAAAUGUAAAAUAGAGUACUACAAAAAAAUAUAUAAAGUGCACAAAGAAGAUGUUCAGAUAACUCAUCUAUAUGCAUUUAGGCCUACGGUUCUCCAACAUAGUCAAGGCCAUAAUUUCCCCCCUGGGCGCGGAGACGCCAUGUACAGUUUUGGAGUCCCGGUGUGGAAUUUCGGAAGAGCAGGGUGGCAGGGUGGGGUGGGAGGUGACGGGGGGUUGACGGGUGGGCGACACCCCCCCCCCCCCCCCUCCCCCACGCGUGCACUCAUGGAUGGUCACACAAUGUGACAGUAGCGAUGGCUGGGCACGGGACGCAGCCGCUGCGCUUUGCGGGACCCCAUCUCCAGGUUCCACACGCGCCCUUAGACUAGCCUCGCUUUUCUCACCCUCGCGCUGUCUCUCUCUCUCUCUCUCGCUCUUGUUCGCUCUCUUUCUCUCGCGCACGCCUGGCCUCGAACCCCGCGGGAGAAAAGAAGAGAACGCAGAUCUCGACGCUUCCGGGAAAAAGUUUUUGGCCGGCCGCUGUCAAAGGAGAUUGGUAAGCUGUCAGAGCUGCGACGAUUUGGAGAAUGAGAGGGAAGGGGAGGGAUCUUUCUACCUGGGGAGGUCUGUAGGAUUUUCCAACCCUUUCAAAAUUUGGAUAGCUUCAGUGACCACCGGAUAUUGCUUCAAGUGGCCAAGGCUUGGGUAGCCUAUCCAUCCACCCUGUCCAUAUGCUUAUUUGGGAACGCCAAGUAACCACUUUUACGCUCGCCAAUUCCAAUGCAAGUGAUGUUGAAUUGAUUUAGCCUACAAUCAAUUACUGUAUCAAUAGGGAUUCUGGUAGGAUAUCUACCACUGCCUAAGGUUUAUAUUUUUAAAUAGCUUGGGUCAGUGUGGUCAAAUAGUUAAAUGGUGCGGCUGCUGGAACACAAUGCCGCUGAUCCGUCAAUAACCAGUGCCAAGGAGCAUAAUGCGCGUCUGGCAGCUUCUCUAUUGUCAGAGGUGACAGACGGUAUUUCAUCAAAACCUCAAAAGGAUCAACACAUAUAAUGUGAAGCUCGACACAUACUGUCAUUAUAGAGGGGCAUUGCACCAGUUUGAUACCAGUCCGUUAUUGAGCAGGCUAGGCCAGGCAUAACUGGACCAUGGAAUCAUCUAUUGAAAUGAAUAUUGAACUGUAGAAGGCCAGUGAUUUGAGUUCAGCUAAUAUGAGCUACAUUCAGCAACAAUGCACCACCAAUCGAUAGAUUAGGAUACUGUGAUAAUCAUAGUAAUCAAAUAUUUUACAGUAACAGCCUGACUGUGUUUAAACAUGAGGAAAAUAGGCCCUUUUUUUCAAAGUUUGUAAAAACACUUCAUUUCCAAACAGCAGUUUGUAACAGGUAGAGUAAUGCCACUGGGGUCAGUUUUUUGUUGUUGUAUCUAUGCAUUGGUGAGAUAGAGCCCUCUGUAAAUGCAUAUCAGUUGAUCCGGGGCAAAUAUUUCCCCUCAUCAGCAGUUCUGUGUUCUGAUGAUCCCAGCAUUCCUCCCAGGCUGUUAUGUACUCAUUCAGACUGCCACAGAUGGCCAGCCAUUGUAACCCGCUUGCCCAGCAACACAUAGACAGGCCUAUGGAUAGAUUGUCGACAUUCCUCAAUUAAAUCUGCCUUUCAAAACAAAACGAAUAUGUCUAUCAUUGAUGUGGCAUGCAUAGGGUUCAUGGUUCCAUGUAGUCUGUCCAAUUAGAAACCCCAAAGUCACCUAUUUCAGAGAAAUAUACAUUUUGGGGGAAGAUGAUGUAGGUUUUUGACAUUGAAGACAUGAUACAUUUUUAUUGGUGGCCUGAAGGCUUGUAGAAGCCAGUAUAAAUUGCGAAAACAUCUUAUCUUCAAGAUUAGAGUUUUCCACUUAUCUCUGAAGUGUCUAUAUCGUAAGUUGCAUGGACAAUAGGCAUACAAGAGAAUGGUCAAUUUGGGUAUUUGGGUAAUGUAAGCAUAUUUAAAUGACAUUAUAAUGUAAUUCAUAACUGAUAUGAUUUGUUUUUGCUUCCAGGUAUUGUAUUUCUUUUGAACCACUAGUCGAUGGAUUUAUCACUGACAAUACAACAACAUUUUAGUAAGUCCACCGUCUUUCACUGCUUUGGGGUGCUUUUUUGGGUCAUCGGAUAUCUGGUCCUUUUUUCAUCUGCUUUGCAAUGUGUUCAGAAGUUGUCGUGGGCACUGGAUUCUCAAUUAUGGCUGGUUUCAAAUUGAUAGAACUGUAAAAUGUCAGCACUGAGAAAAGCUUUCCUUUCAAUUGUUGUUAAUGAUUCUAGUAGGCCUGUAAGAAGCACAAUGGUGGUGCUCAGGAUUUUUUAUUGGAGCGUUUAAUCUCAGUCUCCAGUACUGUGAUUAGAGAAUGUAUUAGAGAAGUAUGUGGCCUGUCGAGAGUGAAAGUGAUCAAAGCAGCUUGUUAGUCCCGUAUGACUGACUCGAUGGCGUCGAUCCUGUGUCCGAGGGAGACAAGUGUUGUUCGGUGGUCUCCACAGAUUUUCUGGGCUGUGGGAUGCCACAUUACAGAACCUUCAGAUAGAAAUAUAUUAGAACAGAUAUGUCUCCUUUAUGUAGAACAGGGAAUCAUGCCGCCUCCUAAAUGCAACCCCGCUGCCUACUUCAGUGCCAAACGCAUUGGCUUUGACUGAGAGAUUGUGUGACUUCACAGAGUGAUGUCGGGAGAAGAAAGUACAUAGGAUGGAUACAUUAUGUGUACACAAUAUGACAGUAAUGAUUUCUAAUAUUAUGGCUUCAAACCAGAGGUCAACUCCACCAAUGUUUGUUUUGGUUUCUGAACCUGUACAUUUUCAUUCAAGGUUUUUAUUCCCCUCUUUUCUCAUGUCCCCCUCUCUCAUUUCCCUCCUCCCUUUCCUGUUUCCUUACUCUCUCAGUUGUUACUCACCCAUGCCUGUGCUCCCCCUCUCCCUGGCCUAUGCUCCCUCAUUCUGUGUGUGUUCUCUCCCCACCUCUCUCCUCCCUCUCAUCCCCAGUCGGUGCCUAUGCAGCCCUAUUCCCUCUCUGUCACUCCCUCCUAUCUCCAUCUUUCCAGCUUUCCCCCACCUCUCUAUCUGCACCUCUCUCCAGCUUCACCCGACCUCUCUCCUGCCUCUCCUCCAGCCUCUCCCCUCUCCCCCAGCCUCUCCCCCAGCCUCUCCCCACCUCUCUCCCCCAGCCAUUCCCCCCCAGCCUCUCCCCACCCAGGCCUCACCCAGUUGCUACUCAUCCCAGGCUGUGCUCUCUCUCCCCAGGCUAGAAAUCGUGUGAAGCAUGGGUGACUGGAGCUUUCUGGGUCGGCUGCUGGAGAACGCUCAAGAACACUCCACCGUGAUUGGCAAGGUCACUGAUUGAUUGAUUUAUACAUUUAUACAGUUAUUUGAUUGACUAAAAUACAUGUACAUUACUGUAUGUCACCUUAUGACCCUUUUAUUCCUGUGAUAUAUAGCCCCUUAUACCGUCUGAUGUGACGUUAUGUCCCUUGUGUCCAGGUGUGGCUGACAGUCCUCUUCAUCUUCCGUAUCCUGGUCCUCGGGACGGCUGCGGAGGAGGUGUGGGGUGACGAGCAGUCGGACUUUACCUGCAACACGCAGCAGCCCGGUUGCGAGAACGUGUGCUACGACGAAGCCUUCCCCAUCUCACACAUCCGCUUCUGGGUGCUGCAGAUUAUCUUUGUGUCCACGCCCACCUUGAUCUACCUGGGACACGUGCUGCACAUUGUCCGCAUGGAGGAGAAACGCCGCGAGAAGGAGGAGGAGCUGCGGAAGGCCAGCCGGCAGCAGGAGGAGAGAGACCCUCUGUACAGGAACGGAGGAGGAGGAGGGGGAGGAGGGAAAAAGGAGAAGCCCCCAAUCAGAGACGAGCACGGUAAAAUUCGCAUCCGGGGGGCUCUCCUGCGCACGUACGUGUUCAACAUCAUCUUCAAGACGCUGUUCGAGGUGGGCUUCAUCCUGGGUCAGUACUUCCUGUAUGGCUUCCAGCUCAGCCCCCUGUAUAAGUGUGGUCGCUGGCCCUGCCCCAACACGGUGGACUGCUUCAUCUCACGCCCCACAGAGAAGACCAUCUUCAUCAUCUUCAUGCUGGUGGUGGCCUGCGUCUCCCUGCUGCUCAACCUGCUGGAGAUAUACCACCUGGGAUGGAAGAAGGUGAAGCAGGGGGUCAGCAACGAGUUUGCGCCCGACCGAAUGGCGCUCCCCCUGGCCAGAGACGAGGCGGUGGAGUCCAAUAUGAUCCAGGAGGGGAUCGCCCACCCGGCCCUCAACUGCCUGCCUACAUACGGUGGCGUGAACGUGGUGUACCUGCCCAAUGAGCAGGCAAACGCCAUGGCCACCUUAUCCGAGCAGCAGGCAGUGGCGGCGGAACUCAAGAUGGACCGUUUCCAUGAAGACUUCCUGCUGGAGGCUCCUCCCACAUCCUUCUACGGCAGCGAGGGCAGCGGCCAGCAGCAGUCCGUGGAGCAGAACUGGGCCAACAUGGCCAUGGAGCUGCAGACUCUGGACGCUGCCAAGUCCUCCUCCUACCCUCCUCCUCCCUCCUCCCCUUCUCCCCUACCCUCCUCCUCUUCCGACCAGGAGCAGUCACCCCCUCCACCGGACACUGCCCCUCCUAUCCCCGACUCCCGCUCCUCCACCCUCCCCCUGGGGGAAUCGAGAAGGAGUGAGGAGCACCAGCAGCAGGAAGAAGAGGAAGUGGAGGCGGUGCUGCCACUGGCGCACGGUGAUGAUGUCAUGGUGACCCGGGUGGAGAUGCACGAGCCGCCCGUUUUCAUAGCAGCGGACGCCCGGAGGCUGAGCAGGGCCAGCAAGACCAGCAGCGUCCGAGCCCGGCCCGACGACCUUGCCGUGUAA
Molecule: messenger RNA, 8933 nt
Organism: Coregonus sp. 'balchen'
Lineage: Eukaryota; Metazoa; Chordata; Actinopteri; Salmoniformes; Salmonidae
Source: the annotation of a GenBank genome assembly